Messenger RNA from Vigna unguiculata (cowpea), 964 nucleotides. RefSeq names its product protein CURLY FLAG LEAF 1. Gene Ontology annotation, molecular function: protein binding. The record is from RefSeq and is a predicted model, not a curated record. NCBI's taxonomy places the organism in Eukaryota, Viridiplantae, Streptophyta, Magnoliopsida, Fabales, Fabaceae.
UGUGGGGGGGGGGGGGGGGGUAUGUGCGUUGUUCAGUACAACUAGUUUUGGUGCAGCUGUUCAUUUGAUUUUCCCUCGCUGGCUGGCCAGCUUCGCAGUCGCAAGUCGCAGCUCCAAUCAAAAAAUAUGGAGGCGAUCACUGCUUCCUUAGAGAGGUCUCUUCAAAACUGUUCUUUAAACAACGAUAACCACCAGAGCAGGAGGGAAAACGGCUCAGCCGCAGAUGCAGCACUGCCACCAGGCUUAGGCAUCUCAUCCACCUCCGACCAUCUCCCGGACACGGAUAAUAAUCAUAACUCUAACUCCGACACCACCUUAGAGCUCAACUCUCACAUCUCACUCCCUUAUCACUGGGAACAAUGCCUAGAUUUAAAGACGGGGGAAAUUUAUUACAUUAACUGGAGGAACGGAAUGAAAGCAAAGGAGGAUCCAAGAGCAGUAGCAGUGGCAGAGUAUAAUAGUGUAAGUAGGGAUUGUGAAUCCGAAGAAGAGAGCUGGUACGACAGCGAAGAGUCUUCAUCGGAGUCAUGUCCUUCUUCAUCCAAAGAGAACUAUCAGGGUUCGGUAGAGAAACAGAAUGUUUUGGUGGUGGCCGGGUGCAAGGGCUGUCUCAUGUAUUUCAUGGUGCCCAAGCAGGUUGAAGACUGCCCUAAAUGUAGUGGUCAACUCCUCCACUUCGAUCGAUCCGAAAAUGGCUCUCCAUGAUUUCCACUUCUUUUUUUUUUCCAAUUCCUUGUGUUUUUUCUCUCCUUUUCUUCCCUCUUCUCAGUGUGAAACUAUAGUUCUUUCUCUUUUUUCUUUAUUAUUUUUAGAUGAAAUUUUCAAUCUUUUCAGCUAAGACACCCUUCUGCACUUCGAUCUUCACCAUAGGUUUUAUUUAUUUAUUUUAUUAAUUACUCUUAUUACUUUAACAUUUUGUGUUUCUCUCGGUCCUCAAUAAAUAAAAUGACAUAUAUUCGGUCAA